AUGGUUCUUUAUAUUGGAGACGGCCAAAGACGGAUGAAAAUAUUUGUCCGACAUUGUGAGAUUGUCAACGACAAAACAGAAGAAAGGGAAGAAGAAAGGGGGCGGAAUCAAGAGCCGAAUCAAGUUACUCUAUUCCGUGAAUAUGUCUUGCAACGGCUUGGAAUUUCAUUUUCUGCAUCUCAAUCACAAAGCAAACAGGAAGCAGAAAAGAUAAUGGUGAAGGAUGACUUGGUGAAAUUAGUGGUUGAGAAGGAAGAACUCCUAAAAAUAAAAGAUGAUGAGUUUCAGAAAAUGAAGAAAAAAUCUCUUAGAUCUUAUGUGGAGAUGGAGAAUGUAAUCAACAGAACUAAACGAGAAGAAGGAAAUUUCAAGAAGUUUGCCAUUCAAGUUAGUUUUUCUAGGCACGUGCUUUACCAGAUACUCCUGCAUUUACUUAUUGGUGUUGUGCCACUUCUGAAGACACUUCCGGAAGGUGUUAAAAUAAAUGAUAAAUAG
Molecule: messenger RNA, 495 nt
Organism: Solanum lycopersicum (tomato)
Lineage: Eukaryota; Viridiplantae; Streptophyta; Magnoliopsida; Solanales; Solanaceae
Product: grpE protein homolog 2, mitochondrial-like
Source: RefSeq, a predicted model, not a curated record